UCGAAAUCGUUUGUUUUUAUUUGUGAAGCACAUAACAGUGAAAUGAGGUCAAUAUUGCUUGCGCUUCUUAUUGCUGCAACCCAGAUUGGAGCAGAUUCGACGGCAAACAACCCUUGCCAGGGGAUCCUCACUGGAAUCCUGGUGAAUCCUGACGUGUGCUACCAGUUUAUUAUUUGCCAUUUACAAGAAGCGGAGUUCGUGAAUUGUCCCGACGGGGAAAUUUUCUCUCCGGAUUUGAUCACGUGUGUUCCAGGAAACCAAGCAACUUGUGUCGAAGGACUGCCUGAGGAGCCAGAAGAAGACAAUCCAUGCAGCGGAAUAUUGAUUGCUAGAUUCCCACAUCCGGAAAGUUGCACCAAGUACAACAGUUGCCUCUUGGGUCAGUUGAGGGAAAAUACUUGUCGAGAUGGGUUCAUAUUCUCGCGAACAACAUUUUUAUGUUUGCCUGGUAACUCGGAGACUUGUGAGGUGCAGCUGAUACCAACGACAACUACGCCGGCACCAGGAAGUAUCAAACCAAUCCCCUUCGACUACUGUAUCCUGAACAGUCAAGCAUUCGGAAGGUUGCCUCAUCCACAGCUUUGUUCACGUUACGUGAACUGCGCGGCUUAUGUACCAACAGAACGCGAGUGCCCGAAUUGGACGGUGUUCAACGAAAGAAUACGUAUUUGCAUCCCCGGUAACCCGAACACCUGUGCUACGAUCAUCAAUCCGGGUGGAACCACAACCACCACCUUGGCGCCGAUAACCGACGAAAUUUGCGAGGGUAGGCUGGUAGGACUGAUACCGCAUCCGCACUUCUGCUACAUGUAUGUGAGCUGCCUGAGGGGCGCUGCUACGGAGCGUGAGUGUCCCAGGUAUAACGUGUUCGACGAACGGCUGUCGAUUUGCCGACCAGGUAAUCAGGCUACGUGCGUGAUUUAUGGAACAAACUCAGAAUAAGGUGAUUUAUACAAUUAGUUUAGUUCAGCUUUAUACAAACUGUGAUAGGAAGUAUGGAUUUGAAAAAUACUAUUCUAUAUUCGAAUAAAAAUAUUUUUACUAGUCAUGAUAAA
Messenger RNA from Armigeres subalbatus, 1055 nucleotides. RefSeq names its product peritrophin-48-like. The transcript has a single exon. Gene Ontology annotation, cellular component: extracellular region. Gene Ontology annotation, molecular function: chitin binding. The record is from RefSeq and is a predicted model, not a curated record. Bases 43 to 942 code for a protein of 299 amino acids. Lineage: Eukaryota; Metazoa; Arthropoda; Insecta; Diptera; Culicidae.